This is a messenger RNA of Microthlaspi erraticum, 669 nucleotides long. Lineage: Eukaryota; Viridiplantae; Streptophyta; Magnoliopsida; Brassicales; Brassicaceae. The record is from the annotation of a GenBank genome assembly.
AUGGUGAGGGGAAAGACGGAGAUGAAGAGGAUAGAGAACGCAACGAGCAGGCAAGUGACUUUCUCAAAGAGAAGAAAUGGACUUUUGAAGAAAGCUUUCGAAUUAUCAGUCCUUUGUGACGCUGAAGUUGCCCUAAUUAUCUUCUCUCCUAGAGGCAAACUCUACGAGUUCUCUAGCUCCUCCAGUAUAGCAAAAACAGUAGAAAGAUAUCAAAAGCGUAUACAAGAUCUCGGAGCUAACCAUAAGAAAAAUGAUAACUCACAGCAGUCGAAGGAUGAAACCUACGGAUUGGCGAGAAAGAUCGAGAAUUUGGAGAUUUCGACACGGAAAUUGCUGGGAGAAGGACUUGAAGCAUCUUCUGUUGAAGAGUUACAACAAUUGGAGAACCAAUUGGACCGAAGCUUAAGCAGAAUACGAGCCAAAAAGUACCAAUUGUUACGUGAAGAAAUUGAGAAGUUAAAAGAAAAGGAAAGGAACCUCGUUGCAGAAAAUAAAAUGCUGACAGAGAAGUAUGAGAUGGUAAGAGGAGGAACAUUAAUAGCAAGAACAUCAUCAUCAUCAACAUCAGAAGAAUUGGACAUAGAUGAUGAUAAUGAAAUGGAAGUGGUGACUGAUUUGUUCAUUGGACCUCCCGAGACUCGACACUCCAAAAAAUUUCCUCCAAACUAA